AUGGAAAGCGCAGAGCCUCUAUCCACAACGGGAUGUGGUGACCGUGCGGCAAAGGCGACUGACCCGAAAGGUAUCGACCUUGAGCCAGCGGCCAGCUUCGUGGUUGCAGAAACCGGUCCACUUGAGAAUCUACGGAAUGGAGAGCUCAAGCGCUCAUUCACUCAGCGUCAGGUCCACAUCAUUUCUCUUGGUUCGAAUAUCGGAAGUGGCCUGUUCAUCGGCAUUGGGAAAGCGCUGGCUGUUGGCGGGCCAGGCUCCAUGGUCACAGCCUACUUUCUCGUCUGCUGGACCGCCAUCGUGGCCUCGGAGGCCGUGUUCUUUACCAUUCUCGUCGACUACUGGGGACAGGGUGGUAUACCCCAGGCCGCGCUUCUGACUAUAUUUCUCGUUGCUUGCACCGCAAUCUUUCUGAUGCCAAACACGGUAUUCGCAUGGUUCGAAUAUGUCACAUCAGUGAUCAAGAUCAUUCUCUUCCUACUGAUCAUCGUCACCUCUGUUGCGAUUCUCUGCGGCGCCGGACCGAACGGCUACGUACAUGACGCCGGUGCUUGGACCGAGUUGCCUGCAUAUAAGAACGGCUUCCAGGGCUUUGCAGACUGCGCUCUGCUCGCCGUCUGGGCCGUUGGCGACCAAAUCUUCAUCGGCAUCAUGGGCGGCGAAGCAAAGCUACCGCGUAUGAGCAUGGGCCACGCGACAACGUUGGUCCCAUACCGGGUAUUUGGAAUCUACAUGACGUCCAUCAUACUAGUCUCGUUACUCGUGCGAUCCGACAACGACCGACUUCUUGGAGGAUCCGGUGCCGCCACUUCCCCUUACAUCAUCAGUCAAUUAGAUGUGGGAAUCGUCGUCAUUCCGGACAUCCUCAACGCCGGAAUGAUCAUCGGGGUGCUGGCGAUCUCUGCCGAGGCCGUUUAUCUUGCAUCCCGCGUACUUCGAUCCAUGUCACACCAGAAACUCAUACCCGAGGCCAUGGCGAAGGUCGACAAAAGGGGACGGCCGUUCCCGGCGUUACUUAUCACCCUCGCGGUUGCGGCAAUGCUGACUUUCCUGGGACUCAGCUGUAACGUACCCACCCAUGACAACGUGUGGGAGAUGGCUGACUUGGCGCACAGCAGGAGGUACCGUCGUUCUCAACUGGCUCGUCGCCAUCACGAGUUCUUCGUUCUUCACAUGCUGGAUCAUCGUUUCCUUCACCUCUUUCCGAUUCCGAGCCGCUACUGA
Messenger RNA from Lasiodiplodia theobromae, 1221 nucleotides. RefSeq names its product AAT family amino acid transporter. The coding region runs from base 1 to 1221 and encodes 406 amino acids. Gene Ontology annotation, cellular component: membrane. The transcript is spliced from 5 exons. Gene Ontology annotation, biological process: amino acid transmembrane transport. The record is from RefSeq and is a predicted model, not a curated record. Gene Ontology annotation, molecular function: amino acid transmembrane transporter activity. Lineage: Eukaryota; Fungi; Ascomycota; Dothideomycetes; Botryosphaeriales; Botryosphaeriaceae.